This is a messenger RNA of Petromyzon marinus (sea lamprey), 3749 nucleotides long. It is a transcript of the gene NUSAP1, whose product is annotated as nucleolar and spindle associated protein 1. Gene Ontology annotation, molecular function: microtubule binding. Gene Ontology annotation, cellular component: microtubule; nucleolus; mitotic spindle. The record is from RefSeq and is a predicted model, not a curated record. Lineage: Eukaryota; Metazoa; Chordata; Hyperoartia; Petromyzontiformes; Petromyzontidae. Gene Ontology annotation, biological process: mitotic chromosome condensation; establishment of mitotic spindle localization; mitotic cytokinesis.
GCACUUCACAACGGGUUCGGGAGGAAACGGAAGUGUCGCAACGGCGGCGGCGGCCGCUGAUUGGCCGGUUUGAUUGUAAGCGCGGGAGCCGCCACGACGGUUGUGAAGGGGGAGCGAUGGAGGCGCCUUGGCCGUGCCGCGCCGCGCUGCGCAGCGACCUCAAGUACGCAGAGCUGCAGAAACUCGCCAAGCGCUGCGGCAUCAAGGCCAACAAGAAGGCCGAGAAGCUCGUGAAAGAACUGGAAGAGUAUUUCGCAAAUUCUCUUCCAGCGGAGGAGAAGGAAGACUCUGACAACGAUGCAGCAGCGGUGGAGGUUAAGGAACCAAUACGCAAGAGGUCCAAUCACAGUGCAGAGCAAGAGGACUGCUGUGAUCCAGACCAAGUGGAGCAAGCCAAAUGCUUGGAGCAGGAUGCAGGGGGCAUGGAACCAGACAAGUUGGAGCAAGAAGAUAAUAGCAUCAAACUUAUGGAUGAGGUCCUGCAGCCAUGUGACUUAGAAUUAACAAAUCGCAUGAAUGAAUGUGCUCCACAACAACAAGCCGAGGAUGCAGACGGUGACGUGCAUGCGGAAUCUUGCGAACAGAAUGAUGCUGUGGUGGAAGUGCGAAAAGAGGCCACGCCAGGGUUGGCACAAAGGGAGGGCAGCGAAGAGUCGCGUGGCUGUGAGAAGGAAGAGGAACAUCAAGGUCAGGGCGCUCUCGCUCUUCAGGAAUCUGAAGAUACCGUUGACAUGCGAGAAUUGGUCAUGGCUGAACUUGAAACAAGGCUCAAAAAUAGAGCCCCUACCGAUCCCACGUCUGCAACGAGAGCUCCUCUGUGGUGCAAGACUCCAGGAGAAGGAGCAGCUCCUCAAGCCAAGAAUACCACACCUGGCACAGGUGGCGUGGAUUGGUCCAAGAUUCAUGCAACGCACUUUGGAAAAAUGGAAUCUCUUAACGACUACGUGGAAAGGAAACGUAAACGCAGAGAAGCAAUGGAAUACUCUGCAAAAGUCAUCAAGAUGACAAGGGACGGGCUCUUCAGUCCGGACAAGGUGCUUUUGACGGGAGCCGCUGACAAGGACAAAAAAAGCCGAAUUCCAAAACGGAACAUGGCAUUGCCGGGAGCAUCCAAGCCCCUCACCGCUCUGAACACCACAGCGUCCAGCAGCAGCAGCCUGGCCAACACGGCCGUUCGCAAAACCGUGGAAGGCAGCAGCGUCACGGCGGCUCCCAGGCCUGCCAUGCGCGCAGCAGGCUCGCGCAAAUCCAUGCCCAAGUCGGCGGAGCGGCGUUCUCCUCGCCUUCAGCUUCUGAUGGCGCAGAAGGAGGCGAAACCCAGACCCACCGUGUUCAAGCCCGUCACAUCCACUUCCAAAAUUAAUGUUCGGUUCAGCGAGGCUCCCGGCGGAAGGCGCAGCAACCCCCCGCGUAGCAGCGUGAAGACCCCCAAGCACGCUGCUCUGUCCAUCACAAGAGAGAGCUCCUCUGCUGUGCGCCAGCAUCCCACUGCCAGUGCCCAACUUGACAAGUCUUCAGUUGCUCCGUUCAGGUUUGACGGGAUUUCCUCUCCUGCUGGAGCCAAGAGGAAGUCGGCGUUCAACCUGCAAGCCAGCCUUGGCAAACCGUUGAGCUACAAACCUCACAAAGGCAAGCUGAAACCAUGGAAUGCUGGGGACGCGAAGGAGAACGGCACCACUUCACUGCCAGCCCGUGCAGGCUACAAGCAGCCCAAGUUGCAAACCAGAGACGACCGGCGGAAUAAAUUCGAGGAGGAGAGAAAGAAGAGAAAGGAGCAGGCGUGCAAUGCCAGACGAGGAUUUGCCGUGGAAUAAGCUGGCCUGCACUCGGGAUUAUCGGCAUUUGGAUUAUCACCUACUAAUAUCACACAUGUUACAAUUCAGUGGAGGAAAAAUAAUGCAUAUUUAAAGAAAAGGUCUGUUCUGUCAUGUGAUGUCCUGAUAGUGGAUAAACAUUAUAUGGCCCGGUCUGUAUCCCUGGUGAUGGCCUCCACGGUGCACGGCAGGGAUCUUAAGACAACUCGUGUCCUUGAAACACUAGGACUUUGUUGAAACCUGGGCAGCUGAGUUUUUGUACAUACUGUGGCUUCUUGAUAUAUUUCUUGAGUACUCCCAAGCACAGCAUAGCAAACGUCAAUUCUAGAGUAGACAAAGACAUUAAUUAGCUUCUCGGCAUCAGCUUUUGAAAGGUAACAGCGUAAACGGGCGAUGUUUGCGAAGGUGAAAGGGACAACUUGGUAAUGUUGUGGAUAUGGCGACUUAGCCGUGUCUCCACACUGCGUAUAAACAUGGCGACUUAGCCGUGUCUCCACACUGCGCAUAAAAAAUGUAAAUCGCCAGUGCAUUCCCACUUGCGUGUGUGCUACCGCAAGCUAGCAUGUAAUUUUCGGCGGGUAGCCAUGUCGUGUCCCAUUCUUUUGGAUUUAUUUGUGAUGUGUUUUUGGUCUUUGUGGGGCGUUUUUGUUGAUAAAAUAUCAACUGGGGGAAGGUGACCCCCUUAAUUAGCGCCCCCCACCCCGUAUAUUGAAGACUAAGCUUUGUUACUGCCCCCCCCCACAAAUGACCAACGUGUGCAACGUAGCAUUAGUUUCCGUCGCUACAUAUGGGCUUUCGGUAAGUGUAAAUAAAAUGUUUUCCCUUAGACCUCUCCAAAUAGGUUUUCAUUUUGCCAAAUUAUUUGGAACUGAAGCCUAUUGGUGAUGUUUUCAUAUAUACGCUUUUAGUCUAGGUAAAUUUUAUUAAAAAGCUUUGUUUAAUAUACAUUUUUUAUGAUUAAUCUUACGUAAUUACAUGUUGCUUUCUCCUUUUCAAUUACGUGCUUGAAAAUAAGACUAUUUGCCUCAAUCCGCUGCUGCAAGGAAGUCUGUCAAUACCGUCCGUCGCUGCAUGGCCAUGAGCGGCACUGCUUAUUUUGCCACGUAAUCUGUGCAUCGCCUGCCUUCAAUUGUCAACAACACUGCCUUAAGUAAUUAAAAUAUAUAAGGGGUGAAGUUUCAGCCAAUAGCCCUUCAUCAAGGUGAGGUUAGGGUUUAGUACCCAGAAGGGCCAUUCCAAAAAAUGUACCUUAUAUAAAAUAUAAAAUAUUUUUUUCCCUUUAAGGUCAGCGUUCUUCACGAAUUUGGAUUUUUUUGUAACCUGUGCUUGUGCCGCUGCCAAAUAGAGCGUCACUAAAUAAUUUGUUCAGCCCGUGUUUAUUCUUCAAUUCCUGUUUAUUUGACCAAUUUCAUAAGUAGUAACCACAAUAAAAUGUGUGUUCUCUAACCUGCCCUCACAAUUUGUGCUUUCGUUAACGUUAACACUCCGUUUGAUUUUUUUCUCGUUGAAUUAGUCCUCAUUGAUGUGCUGGCAUUAUACAUUGGCCAAAUACAUUGCUCAGAUCAUGGGAUUAUUGUGCAAGUGCUGCUUUAUUUAAUCAGCGUGACCACGAGUCGUGAUGGUUAUACACAUCGGCAUUCCGUUCAAUCUGUCCCCCAACAAUAACAUUUGGUGUUAUUGCACAUUGCCUAUGUCUUUGAGAGUAUGCUUCAAGUGCUUGUUUGUUGAACACUUGGAAGUUGUAUCUGGAUAUGACUGCUGACCUUAAAUAGCUCGGUCUUGGGUGCUCCCCCCCUCUGCUUCCGCUUGUUUCAGCUCCAGGACAAUGGUCAUGACGGAGGAGACGUUUGCUCUCGUGGAUCAUGCCAUACUUGUUAAUUUUUGUUGCUGUGGUUUGUAAAACUUCUUCAGUUGAAUAAAAACUAAGUAAUACUA